UUUCGUUUACCUAGCGCGCGAAGUUGUAGUUGAUCGAGCAUUGCCCCGCGUGACUAUCUCCGUUCUCUUGUCGGCUAUUAAACAUUUGAAAUUUCCAGGUUUAUCUUCGAGGCAGAAAGAUGACAGAAAGCAACCCCCUUGUCGAGAAAUACAUGAGCCUGGAUCAAGGAGGUCAAGUCCAAGUCCUGUACGUGUGGAUCGACGGCACCGGCGAAAAUCUGCGAUGUAAAACUAAGACCGUAGAAAGUGAACCGAUCACACCUCAAGAUCUUCCCGUCUGGAACUUUGAUGGCUCGAGCACUUUUCAAGCCGAAGGCUGCAACAGUGAUGUUUAUCUUCAUCCAGUAGCAUUGUUCAGAGAUCCUUUCAGACGGGGAAAGAAUAAAAUUGCACUCUGCGAAACGUACAACUUCGAUCACAAACCUGGCGUGUGCAACCACAGAUUACCGUGUAAUAAAGCCAUGGAGCAUGAAGAUGUUAAGGCAGCCAUACCAUGGUUUGGUAUUGAACAAGAAUAUACCCUAUUAGACAAAGAUGGACACCCUCUUGGCUGGCCAAAGGGAGGUUUUCCAGGACCACAGGGACCCUACUAUUGUGCUGUUGGUACAGGAAAGGUUUUUGGUCGAGAUGUUGUGGAAGCUCACUACCGAGCUUGUCUGUAUGCUGGUGUAAAGAUUGCUGGAACUAAUGCUGAAGUGAUGCCUGCACAGUGGGAAUAUCAAGUGGGUCCAUGUGAAGGAAUCAGCAUGGGUGAUCAGCUCUGGGUGUCAAGAUAUCUUCUUCACCGUGUGGCUGAAGAUUUUGGUUACAAAGUCUCCUUUGACCCAAAACCCAUGCCAGGGGACUGGAAUGGAGCUGGUGCACACACUAACUACAGUACACUUGCCAUGAGAGAAGAACAUGGAAUAAAGGUGAUCUAUGAGGCCAUAGAGAAUCUAUCCUUGCACCACGACUAUCACAUCAGCAUGUAUGAUCCAAAGGGGGGAGAGGACAAUAAGCGUCGUUUGACAGGUCGUCAUGAGACUGCCAGUAUAGAUUACUUCUCUCAUGGUGUGGCUAACCGUGGAGCUAGUGUAAGAAUUCCCCGUCAGUGUGCUGAGGAUGGCUAUGGUUACCUGGAAGACAGACGUCCUGCCUCCAACUGUGAUCCUUACAGAGUAACGGAGGCCAUUGUGCAAACAACUAUCUUGGGCCACAAAAAGAAGUAACAUCACAACACUAUGCGUGAAAGAACAUGAAGUGUAGUAAUUAUUUUAUUAACUUACUAAGCUUAUUUUGGAUUAUCUUCUUUAGUAAAACAAGAGGGGGUAAGAGCACUCUUGAGUACAUUAGCAACAGUUAAAGUUAAACAUUGUUACCUUCCUUUCUUUAUGGGUAGGAAAAAGAUCUUUUAGAUCACCAUUAGGCUAAUACCUAAAUUGUUUAGAUUCUAGUAAUACAAUUGUACAUUGCAUGAAUGCCUCUAAAUGUAGGAGACAUGGAGAGAUACCCAAAUUGAAUUUAUUUAUAAGCCACUGGGUUGAAAGUUUAGUUUAAUAACAAAUAUUAUAAUUUAACUGUAUUAGUUUGUUUGAAUGGAAUAUUAAAGUGCCUGUUUACUAUCUGA
Pocillopora damicornis (cauliflower coral) is the source of this 1606-nucleotide messenger RNA. Its product is annotated as glutamine synthetase. Gene Ontology annotation, cellular component: cytoplasm. Gene Ontology annotation, molecular function: glutamine synthetase activity. NCBI's taxonomy places the organism in Eukaryota, Metazoa, Cnidaria, Anthozoa, Scleractinia, Pocilloporidae. The record is from RefSeq and is a predicted model, not a curated record.